AUGACUGUACAGGAAGCAGCUCCGGGACAAGUGGAGGUGCGACGAGCACCGUACAUGCUGCCCGCCAAAAUCAAGGUAGUAAACGACCAGAACGAAACGGUAUGCUUCAAAUUUCGCACCAAUUACCCCAACAUUCUCACGGCGACGCCUCGCAUGUUCAAUCUGAACGCCGGAGAAAGCCUGGAAUCGACCAUGGGCUUAUCCAAGGAAAGCAUGGCGUUGUCCUGGCGUGCCUUAAAAGCCGUUUCGCCUCUUGUGAAGGUGUUCGCCUGGCCGCUGGCCGAUUUUCACGACGCGGACGAGAUGUGGGCGUCGGUGCCGUUGAGCAAAUCCGAUGUGCCCAGUGCCACCCUGCAACUUGACAUCGUGGUGCCGACUGACUCCGGUGAUGGAACUGAUGAUGUGGCCAUCGACACCGGAAACCAAACCCCAUUAAAGGAAUCGCCAGUCGCCGCUGCGCCUGAAGGUGAAAAAACGUACAGUGAAGAGUGCAGUGGCAAAAGUACGCCGUACUCGUAUUCGAGCGAAGACACGCAGGGUUCUUCAGUCGACGAGGUCAACGAGCAUCGCAGAUCUGAGUCUACGUACGUGGUUUCAGAAAUUACUGAAAGUGAAACUCUCGAAGAGUUAUCAAUCCUCAGAAUGAUUUUCUACAGCGCCUUUGUUCUGGGACUGUGGCUACUGUUUGAAAGCCUUUUCGUCCAAAAUUUGUUCGAAUGA
Molecule: messenger RNA, 720 nt
Organism: Soboliphyme baturini
Lineage: Eukaryota; Metazoa; Nematoda; Enoplea; Dioctophymatida; Soboliphymatidae
Source: the annotation of a GenBank genome assembly